AUGCCCCUCCCAAAGCUCAGUCCCCUCCAAUCGCGGCUUGCAGCAUCGCUCAUUGCAUCGAUGAUUUUGCUGUUAUUCUACCUCUUGUUCACAGUUCCGAGUUUCGCAUAUGCCACCGACGUAGAUUGGAUACAGCCGGAAGAUCACAACCACGAGCAAUUAGUGGACUUUCCCCUCCUGGAUGACAUCGACGGGCUGGAGUUGAGAGAGGCGGAAUACGAGUCGGAGUUCUUUGGGAUUGAUAGAUCUAUUAUUGGGAGAGCUACCACGCAACCUACGGGCUUGGUGAACAACCGGAUUGAAGCUACGAAUGUUCAGCUGGGACAGAGCUUCUAUUAUGUGUUUACGAAUGCUUCACUUUGGGGGGAAAAGUCUCCAGCAACACCCGGCCUGCCAUCCCAAAUAACCCUUCACAAGCGGCAGCUUUUACGAUCAGACGAUCCCAUAUUCCGACUCAACAGCAUGGAAGGGCAAUAUGGGGAGGAAUCCGAGUUGAGUCGCAGGCAGAGCACGACAGUAACGGAGACCAACAGGACGUUAUACAUCACUGUAACGACUUGCGAUCAGCCUACAUCGGAUACUACUACGGAUCCCCCGCCGCAGCUUCAAUUAUACGUGUCUCAGUCCGCGAAUAAUACAAACCCUGGGCCCGAUCAGGAUACGAGUCUCCAAGAGCUCAUUAUACUAGAAGGAGGGUAUGCUCUGCAUGAAGUAAAUGCUACUGGCGACGUUUACAUGAGCAUAUACGCGCCGAAUGCGACCGAGUACUCUUCCGGAGUUUAUAGUGCCCAGAUCGCUGCCUCAAUCGAUGCGCCGUUCCACACAUACUGGAAUAGCUCGGAUCCUAACCUUUUUCUCGUUGAUAGUGAUGACUUCUCUGCACUGCUUUUUACCGACCCUUUCAUCACUGAUGCUACGAACACGACCUUGCUCGCUGAAUGGAUGGAUCAUGCUCCUCCGUACGUUAUAUUUGCAAGCGAUGCAACGGAUACAUCGUUGAAGGGUCUUGAGCGGUCGUAUUGCGGUCUCAAAACCAAAGCGCAGGUUCAGGAGAGCAGACCAGGACAGACGGUUAGCACUAUUGUGACUGGGAUGACCUCCAUAGGGAACUUGACUCUUCCGAGACAGCAAUUCUUCGUCAACGGGCUGGGAGCCGGCAAGUCAUACAAUGUCAUGCUAGCUAUGGAUGGGAACUCAACGAAUUCAGGCAACUUUGUGGUUGGUGGUGGAGGUCAAGUUUUCAAACAGACAACGUUUGAAAUGCUUCAAGACGGAAACUGUGCUGUGAUAUACGAUCUCUCAUUCUGUGAUCAGACAGCAUACUCUGUACCCUCGAAUCCCAACGUGUUCCCCAACAUGAGUGCCCUAGCUGCGUUUUAUGACAACGCAACCCAAGCCAGUUUCGCAAACUUUGAAAAAGUUCUGGCACAAAUACCUUGCGAGACCACACCCUCUGCUCAGUACUCGCUUGCAAGAAAUUGCGACGAUUGCAGAGAGGCAUACAAGUUGUGGCUCUGUGCAGUGAGCAUUCCACGCUGUACAGAUUUUACCAAGGAAAAAGAAUGGCUGCAGCGAAGAGCAAUGGGACAGCCCUUCCCAAACGGCACCUUCCUGCCUGUUCGAGACCUAGAAAUCGCGAAACAGACAGCUGCAAUCAACAUUUCCCGCAAUGCUCUGAUUGAUGAAAAACUAGUACCGGGUCCAUAUAACGAAGUCCUACCCUGUGAUGAGUUAUGCUUCAACCUGGUGCGCAGUUGCCCAGCGAUAAUGGGCUUCAACUGUCCGCAACUCGGCGACAUUGGUUUUGCUGAGAGCUAUGGUGUAUAUCCACAGUUCCCUGGCGAUGACAGCGGCCGCAUCUCGAACAUUACUUGUAAUUCUCCUGGGAUAAUAUACUUCAAGUCGACUGGUCGUCAGGUACUACCUUCGAUGAUGUUCGUGGCUUUGACUUUGGUGCUGGGACUUUGUUUCAUAUGA
Molecule: messenger RNA, 1977 nt
Organism: Cadophora gregata
Lineage: Eukaryota; Fungi; Ascomycota; Leotiomycetes; Helotiales; Ploettnerulaceae
Product: stretch-activated cation channel mid1
Exons: 2
Coding region: 1-1977 (658 amino acids)
Biological process (GO): calcium ion import across plasma membrane
Molecular function (GO): protein binding; calcium channel activity
Source: RefSeq, a predicted model, not a curated record